Rhagoletis zephyria (snowberry fruit fly) is the source of this 999-nucleotide messenger RNA. Lineage: Eukaryota; Metazoa; Arthropoda; Insecta; Diptera; Tephritidae. The record is from RefSeq and is a predicted model, not a curated record.
AUGAAAUUUGUCUUUGCCGUCUUGGCGCUCGUCGCCGUCGCCACCGCCAGUGAGCUCAUCUCCGAAGGAGAGCUCGAGGCUCAUUUUAACCUAUUCAAGACCCGAUUCGGCCGAAGCUAUGCCAACUUUGAGGAAGAGAUCUUCCGAAAGCGCGUUUUUGCCAGCAACCUUGAGUUCAUCUUCAACCACAACCGAGAGUUUUUUGCCGGAAACAAGAACUUCAACGUCGCCGUGAACAACUUCACCGACAUGUCCAACACUGAGUUCCGCGCCCGCUUCAACGGUCUGCGCCACUCUGGCGUCCAGUCGGCCCCUGCCAUCCACAGCGCCUCCGCCGAGGGUCUGCCCGCCACCGUUGAUUGGACAAAGGUCAAGAACGUUGUGACCCCUAUUAAGAACCAAGAGCAAUGCGGAAGCUGCUGGGCUUUCUCCGCCGUCGCCUCGAUGGAGGGUCAGCACGGUCUGAAGACCGGCAAGCUGGUGUCUCUUUCUGAGCAGAAUCUCGUCGAUUGCUCCGCCGCCGAGGGCAACAUGGGCUGCGAGGGCGGUCUGAUGGACCAGGCUUUCCAGUACGUGAUCGCCAACAAGGGCAUUGACACUGAGAUGUCCUACCCCUACAAGGCCAUCGAUGAGAGCUGCGAGUUCAAGAAGAACUCCGUCGGUGCCACCAUCAAGAGCUACGUCGAUGUGAAGACCGGCUCCGAGUCCUCGCUGCAGUCCGCUGUGGCCACUGUCGGCCCCAUCUCCGUCGGAAUUGACGCCAGCCAGCUGUCCUUCCAGUUCUACUCGAGCGGUGUCUACGACGAGCCCGCCUGCUCCACCACCAUCCUCGACCACGGUGUGACCGCCGUCGGCUACGGUGCCCUCAACGGAACUCCCUACUGGAAGGUCAAGAACAGCUGGGGCACCAGCUGGGGAAUGAGCGGCUACAUUUUCAUGUCGCGAAACAAGCAGAACCAGUGCGGUAUUGCCACCGCUGCCUCGUGGCCCGUUGUCUAA